Phoenix dactylifera (date palm) is the source of this 1093-nucleotide messenger RNA. The record is from RefSeq and is a predicted model, not a curated record. Lineage: Eukaryota; Viridiplantae; Streptophyta; Magnoliopsida; Arecales; Arecaceae.
UUAAUUUUUUUCCUUUCUAAUUCCGUCGGUUAUUGACGCUACUGUUCUCCUUCCUUCCCCUCUCCUCUUCUCCGGUCUUUGCUCGUGGGGGCGAGAUGGCGGCGGGCGGAAAGGUCUCCUUCAAGAUCACGCUCACCUCCGAUCCCAAGCUCCCCUUCAAAGUUUUCAGUGUCCCGGAGGCGGCGCCCUUCACUGCGGUGCUGAAAUUCGCCGCGGAGGAGUUCAAGGUCCCUCCUCAGACCAGUGCCAUCAUCACCAACGAUGGCGUGGGUAUUAACCCACAGCAAAGUGCAGGAAUGAUUUCCUACAGGGGAAAUUAUACUCGAGGAAGAAUGUCUUUCCGAGGUGGCAAGGGAUGCAGCGGCAAUCCGCUUCCUAUGAGUUCGGCCAAUUUGCUGUCUCAUAUUGGCAGAUGACACAACGGAGAAUCACAAGACCCCAAUGAAGAAGAAGUACAAUCUACUCCUACAAAAGACGUGGGACAAAAUCUUAUUCACCAGGCCCCGCAAAAGAGCGGUGAAAACCAAUCCAAGCAAAGGCAAAGAGCCAGCUCAAUGAAGGACUGACAGAGCAAUCUCCGUUGGAGUCAUGCAUAUGACCCAUCAACAUCAACUUUUGAGUCACCGACAACUUCUACGGUGGAAAACAGAGACGACGAAAAGAAUCUACCUUCGGCGCCACCAACUUUUUCCAAAAGCAACUUUAUGUGCCUUACUUUUGACUUUGGGAAAGACAUCUCUACAUCAUCCGACAGAAGGCAUCUUUCAAAGACAUCAGCAUCAACUUUUGCCAGAAUUAUUGGUUAAUUCGGACGGAAGAAAAACAUCUUCCCAACAAAGGGAAUCCCCUUUUUAAAAAGCAAAUCAGCUUUAAGUCUUUUCUUUUUUUCCUUUUGUAAAGUCUCUUACUUUAAUCUUUUUAUGCUGGCCACUUGGCUAAGCUUAUCAGACGGACUUCAGAGCUAUCUAAAAUCCUGUUUUAUUUUCUGUCUAUAAAAGGGAAGGACCUCACCCUUGUUGAGACAGAACUUAGAACUCGCUUGGAGAAAUAAUCUUUUGUUUCCUCACUUCCGUUCUAAGCUUGCUUCCGUUUC